GAUUGAAGGUCAGUGCGCAUGCGCUUUAAAGCGUAAGAGUACCUGCCAUGUUGAAAACAAAAUUCUGUGAUUACUAUUAACAUUUAAGGACUUUGCUGUUAUAAGGCACAGUUUGACGAAUUGCUCUAGCAUUUACAUAAACACUUUGAUUAGCACAUUCCUGAAGGUGAUUGUCCGAGCAACAAAACUGACAUUUUUCAGUGAAUUUGAAUGAUGUCCCUUUCGCGUGACAAAUCAAGUCUAUUGACAAGUUGACAUUUUUAGAAUUUUAUUCAGUGUUGGUGGCGCUAGGACAGUAUGCCCAUGGAGGGUCUCAAGCGACGACUCAGCUUUCGUAAGAAGAAGAAGGACAAGGUGCCCGAGUGCUCGAAGCCUCACCAGUGGCAGGAAGAUGAGAGGAAAGUGCGUGAAGGCACCUGCAGCUUUCAAGUCCGGUAUUUGGGAUGUGUUGAGGUGUUUGAGUCCCGGGGCAUGCAGGUCUGUGAGGAAGCUGUAAAGACGCUAAAAGCACAAUGCAAGGGGAAGUACCAACGUGCCAUCUUGUACGUGUCAGGAGAUGCCUUGAGGGUCGUGGAUGAGAUCAGCAAGAGCAUGAUAGUUGACCAGACGAUUGAGAAGGUGUCGUUUUGUGCACCGGACCGGAACCAUGAGAAGGGGUUUGCUUACAUCUGCAGAGACGGCACAACACGGCGCUGGAUGUGUCACGGCUUUUUGGCAGUCAAGGAAUCGAAAUUUUGGAAAUCCCAUAAAAUCAAGGGUGAGCGACUAAGUCAUGCAGUGGGUUGUGCAUUUGCCAUUUGCCUGGAGAAAAAACAGAAGCGUGACAAAGAGUCCACGACCAAUGUUGCCGUGACCUACAGUCAGGACCGGACGACCUUUGAGAGGAUGGGCUCCUUCCGUCAGACCACAAUGACUGAGCGUCUGACUGACCCACAAAGUGCAAUAUUAGCAGAGCCAGUUCCUGUGAAACGUGUUGAUAACCCCUUCGCGGUGCAGCGCCCCCAUGCUACCACAAACAUGCUGGUGCGUCAGGGGUCGUUCAGGGGCUUCACCAAGCUACAAGAGGCCUCGUCCCCAUUCAAGAGGACUGUGUCGCUACGUCUCAGUGAUCUGCCCUCAACCCUGCAGAGACAGAACGCCUUUGAGAUGUCACCGUCAAAAUCAGAUGGUUUGAACAACAAUGGGAUCAUAGAGGAGGUCCCAUCUCCUGAGAGUGAGGAUUCGAUAUCACAGAUGUGCCAGCAGUUGACCCAGGGCCUGUCUGCCAUGUCAGACAACCCUUUUGCCUCGGCCCAGGGCGCAGCCACCCAGCAGAAUGUGCUGGUCAAACAGCAGUCGAUGCCUGCCACAUUCCAUGCAACACCUCAAGUGAUGUCUGCCCCUGCACCUCCUGUGAACACCACCAACCCUUGGGCCCAGAUUCAGUCCCCCGCUGCCCCGUCAACCCCAGUGCGGUCUCACUCCAGUCAGGCACGGGCCUCACCAUCUACCAACCCGUUCUUGUUGUCAACGGACACAACAAACUCUGUUUCAAACACGGUAGGUUUAUCGCCAACUGUUACCAUAACCAAUCGGCCGUUACUGCAACAGCAUGGGAGGAGCCAUUCCAUAGAUUCCACCAACAACUCUUGGCAAACAACACCUCAGAACAGAAAUAAACAGACACUGGCAUCAAUGGGCCAACACCAGAGUUUUCAGUUGAAUGGUGGGCCAGAAAAUAGCUGGAAUCAAACUUCCGACUGGGCCACAGCUUUUGCUUCUUCUGCAUCGAGUACAGGGGUUUCUAAUUCUACUAACACAAACACUCAAGCCCUCGCUAAGCAGUCAUCGUCUAAGCCAAAUGAGGACAGUUUUGAUCCGUUUGAUGUAGCUUGGGCUGCAAAGAAUGUAGGCAAGCAGGACCUGGCUCCUCAACCUCAGAACAACAGUGUCGGCAAUCCAUUUGCAACGAAGACUGUAACGGCAUACAAAGUGGACUUGUGAUUCUCUCUAGUUAAAGUGUCCGAGAAGGAGGACUGUAAAUAACGUCUUGUUGUGGAAAGAAAGGGAGACGUUUUAAUGGGAAGACAGUUGGUAUAGUGGCUGGUGAUGUCAACAAAUAUAAGCUUCCUGUCUUGGUGUCGUAGCAAUAUAUACAAUAAAAUAGGUACUUGAACAAUGAGGUGCUUCAUUGAAUAAGUGGACAGAUUGCCACUGAAUUAAAAAGGGUGAUUAGGGAAAUGGGGCAUGUUUGCAGAAUUAUGUUGCCUUUAAAUAGAUAUUAGAUGGUGUAUAAACGUGUGGCUAAAUAUUAAGAGUUAAUGCAGAAGUGCAUAGCUUAAUUGUAGCCUAGAGUGAAGUAUAUGCACAACCAUUUUGUUUUUGUAUGGCAGAAAACUGAAGAUUACAGACAUUUAUCGAAAUAUACAUGCAAUUGUGUGUUAUUAUUUUUAUGAUAUCAUUGCCUUCAUCAUUUUGAUUUUAUUAAUAAUUAUCAUCCUUAACUGUAAAAGUUUUACAUUUUAUCAUAACAUUUCGUUUUACAUGGACACACUUCACAUCACAUCCCUUUUGUGUUACCGGUACAUUUUUAUCUUGAUUACGAUUUGCAUUUGUUUUUCUUUAAACAAAGUUGUGAUUUUAACAAUACAGGUAUGCUUGCAUUUGUUUACAUUGUACUAUUUGUAUAAAUGUUAUUAAGUGGACUUUUUUUAGUUAGUACACAAAUAUCAUAAUGUACCCUUCAAUUCUAACAAAUUUAUACCAUUCUUCUACUUUAACAGUGGAAACUUCAUUUUUGUCCAGAAGCUAUGUACAUGUAAUAAGAGGUCUCAAGCAGAUUUUAUAUUUUUGGUUAAGACAUUAAUACUAUUUUUUCAUUCUUGAUUGUUAUGAGGUUGUAUGUCGUUUUUGUAGGGCCACUUAUAACCUUUUUAAUUAAAAGAAGUAAUUUUGUAGUCUUUUGUGUUAUAUUAAAGACAGUUCUUUUUGUUAGUAUGAAAUGCUAGUGAUGCCCCUUGAUCUGUUUUUAUGCAAAUCUUAAAGUUUUACUAUAUUUGAAGUUAUGUGCAAGAUUGAUGUCAUUUACUACUUAAAAAUUGGCUAUGAAUUAAAUAGUUUUACUGAAUUUAAUUGUUCUGUUAAAGAUGAUCAUGUUUUGAUUUUUGAGAAAGUUUGUAAGCGGCUUCAGUAACAAUUAAAUCUUCAUAAAAAAGUUCAUAUAUUUUGGGCAAGUCUUAUGCCUGUAGCAUAGUUUUUUAACUAAAUGGAAGCCAAUGUUGUCGUAGAAUGUAGUUUAUUUCAGUGCGAGUUGGUGAAAUGUGAAAUUGAUAAUAUUUUUGAAAUGUUGUAGGCUUUUACCUUCAUCAAGUGUUGUGAUAAAAGAUUUAUUUUGUUCUGUUGAUGUGAUACAUAUUUUGUUUUAUAUACACACAUCUCGUAUGUAAUCAUUGAGUCAACGUUUACAGGAAUAGAUGUACAUAUCAGAUCAGUGUACAUACAUGUAUUGUAUACAUUUAGAUACUUAAAGGGUUGCUUUUGUUCGCUGCUUAGGUUUUUUUUUUAGCGUCUCAAAACCUUCUCAUCCAAUGUAAGGCACAUUAAUUCUUAAAUAUUUAAAGAUGCUGAAUCUUUAAAAUAAUAGCCUUUUUCUGCAACAUGGAUAUCUUGUUCAAAAGAAAUGCAUUACAAAUAACUAGUGGGUGUAUUGCAUUACAAAUAACUAGUGGGUGUAUUGCCUAUCAAUCAGGUCUUUUUUCUUGCAAAGUAAGAAGUAAGUGUUUUUUUGCUUUUUAGCUCACCUGAGCUCAAUGAUGAUCUUUUGUGAACAACUUUUGUCUGUUAUGUGGUGUGAACAUUUGCCUUGUCAACCCUCUAGAGGCCACAUUUAUUGUCUUAUCUGCGUAAAACUUGGUCAGAAAAUUUGUCUAAGUUAUAUCUUGGAAGAUUUCUAAAAUGGUUUUUGGUUGAUUUCAAAACAUGGCCCUCAGGGAGCAGGCAGUUUUCCUUAUAUGGCUAUAGUAAAACCUGUUUAACACUCUUAAAGUCACAUUGAUAGUUUGAUCUUCAUGAAACUUGGUCAGAAAAUGUGUUCUGAUAAUGUCUUGGGCUGCACAGAACAGGACAGUUCCUUUGUAAGUGGCUGUUUACCUUUCAGGCCGUUUUGUUUUAUUUUGUCAAGAUAGGUAUUGGUUUAUACUUUUGGAAUGUGAAACUGUGCCAAAAUCAUUCUGUUGAAAAUGAGAGAUAUCAACAUAUUUCUGAAAAGAUAUAGAUUCGGCAUCUUUAAACCCCUCACCUUAAUAAUACUAACCAUGCAACCACACUUUAAAUACAUCAUUAUACCCCCAUUACUGGUAAUGGUGGCUAUAUGGCAGUCACUUUGUCUGUCGGUCUGUCUGUCCUAAAAAUUUCAUCCGAUCUUCACCAAACUUGGUCAGAAGUUGUAUCAAGAUGAUGUCUAGGUCAAGUUUUAAUAUGGGUCAUGCCAGGUCAAAAACAAGGUCACUGGGUCACUUUGUGAGUUUUUAACCGAAAGUUUGUCCGGACCAUAACUAAGUCAUUUAGCUUUAGAUUUUAAAAUGACUUGGUACAAUUGUUCACUGUCAUUGGACAGUGUGUCGCGCGAAAGAAUUACGCCGAUAUCUCCAAGGUCAAGGUCACACUUUGAGUUCAAAGGUCAAAUGCUUGUCAUGGCCAUUACUUUGUUGUUUAUUGUGAGACUUAUUUGGCCUAUUUGUUCACCAUCAUGGGACGGUGUGUCACGCGAAAAAAAUAUGUUGAUAUCUCCUAGAUCAAGGUGUGAGUUCAAAGGUCAAAAAUGGCCAUAAAGGAGCUUGUCCGGGCCAUAACUAUGUCUUUCAUUGUUAGACUUUAAAAUCAUUCGGCACAUUUGUUCACCAUCAUUGGACUAUGUCGCGCGAAAGAAUUACAUGGAUAUCUCCAAGGUCAAGGUCACACUUGGAGUUCAAAGUUCAAAAAUGGCCAUAAAUAAGCUUUUCUGGGCCAUAACUAUGUAGUUCAUUGUGAGAUUUUAAAAUCAUUUGGCACAUUUGCUCACCAUCAUUGAACAGUGUGUCGCACGAAAGAAUUACGUCAAUAUCUCCAAGGUCACACUUUGAGUUCAAAGUUUAAAAAUAGCAAUAAAUGAGCUUGUCUGGUCAAUAACUGUUGUUCAUUGUGAGAUUUUAAAAUCGUUUGGCACAUUUGUUAACCAUCAUUGGACGGUGUGUCGCGCAAAAGAAUUAUGUCAAUAUCUCCAAGGUCAAGGUCACACUUUUAGUUCAAAGGUCAAAAAUGGCCAUAAAUGAUCUUGUCCCAGCCAUAACUAUUAACUAUGUCAUUCAUUGUGAGAUUUUAAAAUUACUCUGUAUAUUUGUUCACAAUUAUUGGACGGUGUGUCAUGCGAAAAAAUGUCGUCGAUAUCUCCAAGGUAAGGUCACACUUUGAGUUCAAAGUUCAAAAAUGGCCAUAAAUGAUCUUGUCAGGGCCAUUACUAUGUCAUUCAUUGUGAGAUUUUAAAAUUACUCUGUACGUUUGUUCACAAUAAUUAGACAGCAUGCAAAAUAGUCUGUGUAAAUGCUGCAUGUGGGGGUUAACAAAGGGGAUGACAAAGCUCUAGUUGUACAUGUACCCAUAAGUUACUUACACUAGCAUGCUUUCUACAAAGCCAGGUUCCCAUAUUCAACAACCAAUUAUUACAUUUAAUGCUAAGAAGAUGACAUAUUUUUUUAAUUGGUAGAUCAUAAAUAAUGUGCUUUUCUGCUAUGUCUGAGUUGACAUUGGUAAUCUUAAUUAAAUAUUUCUCAUAGAUGUGCUAAACAUAUUCCAUCAUGGUAGCUGCCAAAUAUGGAACCACUUCCUGGUUUUAAGUCUAUUUUGUUAUUCCUAACCAUAAGAAGUGUUGGUGGGCCCAGGAUUUUAGCUGAAUAUGGUUUAAGAUUUGAAAGUGUUCUGCAGAUGGCAGCUGUGUAUACUCUCAACAUAUUUUAAGUGAUCUGUAGCAACAUUUAUUUCAGACAUGCACACAAUAGGUUUCUGUAAUAUUAUAGUGUAUUUCUACUUAUUCAUGCACUAAAUCUUGGCUUCUACUGUGCUAUAUGAUCAGUCAUAUCAUAAAACGUCAAGCAACCAGGUGCUCGGAAGUUAGAUUGAGGCAUAUUUUUAAACAUAAUGACGACUGUAAGAGUUGAACGUGAAAGUUGUAUCUGCUUUACAUUUCUAUUUCAAUCAUGUACAAAAGUAUCAAGGCUUUGCUUAAUUAGGAAUAAACAUAUUGCAAUUGCCUUUAGAUCAAUACCUUCAUCAAGGAUAUAUGAUAUCAUAAAUACUCCAUAUUGCAAAUUAAAUGGAAUACACUUGUAAAGUUAUUUUUAACUGUUUUCUAACAUAAUUGCAGCUUGUUUUGAUCAAUAUGAUCGAAUUAUUUCAAAUUUAAAAUAACUGUUCCACAAAUCAUUUAAUGUUUCUUUAAUUAAAAGUACCUCAAACAGCAUUUCACAUUACACUGAUUUUAUGUUACAAAUUUCAUAUUCCAUUUUCAUAUUACUCGUCAUUGUAUGCUUUCAAUGAAUUUCACUAACCCCUUGCUGCUUAUUUCGUCCCUCAUCCGCUAUGUAUGUAAAAGUUCUUGUCACAAAAAUUCUUCAGUGCGAUACUACAUGUAGUACUGUGCCUAUUCAGUUGAUUAAAUCCUGUUUAAUCCUCAGUUUUGUAUACAGAUUUUUUGUAAUGGAAAUAGCAAGAUCAUCAUGAAAUUUGUUACUGGUCGAGAGCCCAGUUUUGAGAGUACUAGUAUUUAAGUGACCUCCUUUAAAGGAUAACCUGUUGACUUUAAAGUCACGCAUGUUUUCAUGAUUUAUUUAGCUCAUAUUUUAAUGACAACUUAUUUGCAGCUCUUUUGGAAAACUCUAGGACUUUCCUUAAAAUCAUAUAAUCCCUUAAAUUAUUUUAUUGACAUUUAGUGCGUGUAUGUCAGGUAGACAGGUAGCUAGGUUUUAGUAAGAAACGUUGAUGAUAAUCUGGUUGGUGGACAAUACAAUUACUUGCAAGCUUAUUCUUAUUAUAGUUUUUACUACUUGUGUGUUUUAUGUCAAAUUAUGAUAACAGAAAGGUUGCUUUAUCUUUUAUCAUUUUAUUGUAGCCUCGUCUUAUUAUAUUAUAUAUCAUUUUAACAUGUGAAAGUAAACUUUUAAAUACA
This is a messenger RNA of Dreissena polymorpha, 7177 nucleotides long. Its product is annotated as protein numb-like. The transcript is spliced from 10 exons. Lineage: Eukaryota; Metazoa; Mollusca; Bivalvia; Myida; Dreissenidae. The record is from RefSeq and is a predicted model, not a curated record. Bases 298 to 1983 code for a protein of 561 amino acids.